AUGGAUAAAAAAAAGUGUGAAACGUGGAAUAAUUUUGAAGUGGUUGAUGGUGAAAAAGCAAAAUGCAAUUUUUGUUCUAAUACUAUUUCUUAUAAAGGGGGUUCUACGGCUAAUUUAACGAGAUAUUUAAAACGAAAACACAUAGUUCAAUACGAAGCUAGGAAAAAAAGAUCUAUUGAAAUUCUCGAAAAAAACAUCGAUGAACCUGAUAAUGUUUCCGUAUCCGAACCUUCCCAUUCUAAUUUAACUACUAUUACACCUAUAAUUAAAAAUAAAACAGCUAGCGUUACAAAAACACAAGUAUCCAUAGAUGCGUAUACAUCAAGGCCGAUGCCUAUUUCGAAAUCUAAAAAAAUUGAUGAGCAGUUAGGUAUAAUGAUGGCUAAAGAAUACCAACCGUUUAGUUUGGUUGAAAAUAAAGAGUUUAAAAAAUUUGUAUCAUUAUUAAAUCCAAGCUAUUCUUUGCCAAGUAGAAAAACAAUUACUUAUAAUAUUUUACCUCAAUUAUUAGAAAACACCAGGGAAAAGGUUAAAAGGAGUUUAGAUAAUGCAUCAUAUAUAGCAAUGAGUACGGACGGUUGGACAUCUGUUAAUAAUGAAAGUUACGUCGCUGUUACAGUACAUUUUAUUGAUACUGAACUAUGCGUUUUAAAAUCUCAUUUACUAGGAUGCUAUUAUUUUGAAUUAUCACAUACAGCAAUCAAUUUAUCGACAUUCUUAAACAAUUGUUUUGAAGAGUGGAGUAUUGUAAAUAAAGUUAAAAUAGCUAUUAGCGAUAACGCUAGUAAUAUUACAGCUGCAAUAAGUUCAAAUAAAAAUUGGAAACACAUUCCUUGUUUAGCGCAUAGCAUUAAUUUGAUAGCCCAAUGUGGGUUAGAAGAAAUUAAAGAAAUACAUAAAAAAGUUAAAAAAAUAGUAGAGCAUUUUAAGCGUAGUUCUCAAGCAGCAGCAAAAUUAAAAAACACACAAAUUCAGAUGAAUUAUCCAGUACUAAAACUGAAACAAGAUGUGAUAACGAGAUGGAACUCGACUUAUGAUAUGUUUAAUAGGUGUUUAGAGACAAAAGAUCCAUUAGUAUCCACUUUGGCUAUGAUUGGUAAUACUGAAAUGUUGACGGCGUCAAAUUUUAAUUUAAUGGAUUAUUAUUGCAAACUUUUUAAGCCUUUUAAAGAAGUUACAAUUGAGUUAAGUUCGGAAAAAGGGGUAUCAAUUUCCUAA
This is a messenger RNA of Sipha flava (yellow sugarcane aphid), 1218 nucleotides long. Its product is annotated as zinc finger BED domain-containing protein 1-like. Gene Ontology annotation, molecular function: DNA binding. The record is from RefSeq and is a predicted model, not a curated record. The coding region runs from base 1 to 1218 and encodes 405 amino acids. The transcript has a single exon. Lineage: Eukaryota; Metazoa; Arthropoda; Insecta; Hemiptera; Aphididae.